Messenger RNA from Zalophus californianus (California sea lion), 3561 nucleotides. It is a transcript of the gene MKNK2, whose product is annotated as MAPK interacting serine/threonine kinase 2. Gene Ontology annotation, cellular component: nucleus; cytoplasm. The record is from RefSeq and is a predicted model, not a curated record. Bases 210 to 1601 code for a protein of 463 amino acids. Gene Ontology annotation, biological process: peptidyl-serine phosphorylation; intracellular signal transduction; protein autophosphorylation. The transcript is spliced from 14 exons. Gene Ontology annotation, molecular function: ATP binding; calmodulin binding; calcium/calmodulin-dependent protein kinase activity. Lineage: Eukaryota; Metazoa; Chordata; Mammalia; Carnivora; Otariidae.
GCGGCGGCGGCGGCGGCGGCGGCGGCGCUGUUCCCCGCGCGGUCCGCGCAGCGGGGUCCGGGCUGCGUGUCUCGGGCGGUGGCGGCGGCGGCAGCACUGCGGCCCCGGCCCGAGCCCGACCCCGGGUCCCUUCCCCGGCCGCCCCCCGCCCACGGGCCGUCCUCCCGGGCCCGCCGUCCCCUCCCCCGCUGGCGGGGCCCGGACAGAAGAUGGUGCAGAAGAAAACAGCCGAACUUCAGGGCUUCCACCGUUCGUUUAAGGGGCAGAAUCCUUUCGAGCUGGCCUUCUCCUUAGAUCAGACCCAUCACGGGGAGACUGACUUCAGCCUGGAGUGCCCUGCCCGCCCUGAUAUGCCCACGAGCCAGCCCAUCGACAUCCCGGAUGCCAAGAAGAGAGGCAAGAAGAAGAAGCGGUGCCGGGCCACCGACAGCUUCUCGGGCAGGUUUGAGGACGUCUACCAGCUCCAGGAGGAUGUGCUCGGGGAGGGCGCCCAUGCCCGCGUGCAGACCUGUGUCAACCUCAUCACCAACCAGGAGUACGCUGUCAAGAUCAUCGAGAAGCAGCCGGGCCACAUUCGGAGUCGGGUUUUCCGGGAGGUGGAGAUGCUGUAUCAGUGCCAGGGACACAGGAAUGUUCUAGAGCUGAUAGAGUUCUUUGAGGAGGAGGAUCGCUUCUACCUGGUGUUUGAGAAGAUGCGGGGCGGCUCCAUCCUGAGCCACAUCCACAAGCGGCGGCACUUUAACGAGCUGGAGGCCAGCGUGGUCGUGCAGGACGUGGCCAGCGCCCUGGACUUCCUGCACAACAAAGGCAUCGCCCACAGGGACCUAAAGCCAGAAAACAUCCUCUGUGAGCACCCCAACCAGGUCUCCCCCGUCAAGAUAUGCGACUUUGACCUGGGCAGCGGCAUCAAACUCAACGGGGACUGCUCCCCCAUCUCCACUCCGGAGCUGCUCACCCCGUGCGGCUCGGCCGAGUACAUGGCCCCCGAGGUGGUGGAGGCCUUCAGUGAGGAAGCCAGCAUCUACGACAAGCGCUGCGACCUCUGGAGCCUGGGCGUCAUUCUCUACAUCCUGCUCAGUGGCUACCCGCCCUUCGUGGGCCACUGCGGCAGCGACUGCGGCUGGGACCGCGGCGAGGCCUGCCCGGCCUGCCAGAACAUGCUGUUCGAGAGCAUCCAGGAGGGCAAGUACGAGUUUCCUGAGAAGGAUUGGGCCCACAUCUCCUUUGCUGCCAAAGAUCUCAUCUCAAAGCUCCUUGUCCGCGACGCCAAGCAGAGGCUGAGCGCCGCCCAAGUUCUGCAGCACCCUUGGGUGCAGGGGUGUGCUCCAGAGAACACUCUACCCACACCCAUGGUCCUGCAGAGGAACAGCUGUGCCAAAGAGCUCACGUCGUUUGCGGCUGAGGCCAUCGCCGUGAACCGGCAGCUGGCUCAGCGAGAGGAGGACGCAGCCGAGGAGGCGGGGCAGGGCCCGCCCGUGGUCAUCCGAGCUACCUCACGCUGCCUGCAGCUGUCCCCGCCCUCUCAGAGCAAGCUGGCCCAGAGGCGGCAGCGGGCCAGCCUGUCUGCGGCCCCCGUGGUCCUGGUGGGAGACCACGCGUGACCCCUCGCCCCCUCUGUACAUAGGUCACUCCUCCCCCUCCCCCCACCCCCCAGUCACAUCUAAAGAUUUUUUUAAGCUGUUGCCAGCCGGUGACCAGCAGGCUGCCCUCCCCUGGCUGGACCCCGAGGCCCUAAGCUCAGUUGGGGGGGGCUCUUUUUAUAUGAGGUUUUUGCUGUUGGGUUUUUUUCUCCUUUUUUCUGCCCUACCCCCAUUUUUGUUGCCCUUUAAAGGUGUUGAAAGCAAAGCAGACGCCUGGGGAGGAGAGUGGCGGAUGCGUGUCGCUGGGCUUGCCCGGUCCCUGCCUCCCCAGUCCCAGAUGCUCACCUGUACUGUGAAGGUCCCCCGCCCGCCCGCCCCGCCCCGAUGUGACUCAGGAGAGGAGGCGUUUGUCGUCUUCCAGAGCUGGGGGCACAGGGACGCGCCCCCUCCCCAGCCUCACAGUAUUUCAGGGACGGGCCAACCCCACACCUCCCCUCAGUGACACAGCAGCUCCUUCAUCCCGCACCCGGGAGACACCCUGGUGGCCGGGUGGGGUGGGGGCUUCUCAGGUCUCCCUCGUGGCAGGUGGGGUCCUGGGUGCAGGCAGCUGGACUCCCCCCUUUGACUGACAAUCGGGGCUCUCGCAAACCUUGACCUUAAGCUGCAGCUGACCCGGGGUGGGGGGCUGCACCCACUGCCCCCUCCCCUGCCCACCCAGGAGGGCGGUGCCAGAGGAAGUGGGAGGGGCUGGACAGGCGCCCGUCAGCCAACGUGGGGGUCCCAGAGACCCCCACCCCGGGCACCCGAGUGCCCCUUCUCAGGGCUCAGUCUGACCACGGCCACGUCCCGCCCCUUGUCACCCUUGGGGUCUGAUGUGGAAGCUCUGUCAGCCCCCUUCCUCCUCAGAGCCAGGGCCCACCCAGGGGUCCUGCUGAAGCCCCCCACCCCCCAAGGGCAGCGUCUCGACUCUGCCCACCUUCAGGAAAAUGGCCGCCGCUGCCACGGCCUCCUUCCGGGCACCCAGGAAUCGCCAUGCCCGCCUCUGCCCACCUCGGCGCUGGGGUCACACGUCGAGGGGCCUGCUAGGCUUGGGGAGACCAGUGCCCCUCCUCGUCCUCGGGUGGGAAACACUAUGCAAUACAGGCCCCCCUUCUCCACGCACACGCGCUCCUGCCGCCCGGGGAGGGUCCCUGCGACUCCCGCCAAGGCAGCGUGGCCUGGGGUCUGGCCGGGUCUCCAUGGCAGGCCAGGGCCUGGAAAGCCCUCUGGCUUCUAGUUGUUCGUCCUGUUUUGUUAAUUUUUUAAAGACAUCAGUUGACUUCCCUUCCCUGUUCUUGAAUACUUGAAUGUUGGGGGGCCUCGUGGGUGGGGGGGCCCAGAUGCUGUUUCUGUGGCAGUCUCUGGUGGCUGGUGGGGACUGACACCCCCUCCGGUCCCCCUGCCCGCCUGGAUCUGUGGACUGGCCUUUCCAAAGACCCCGGGGGGGGGGGAGGCCGCCCCCACCCCCACUUCGUGCCCACCGGUGAUCCUACGCGUUGCAACUGGGGAUUCCGCCUUUUUGUAAAAAAGAAACAAACGGACCCCCCGCCCGCCACAGGCGCCUUGGCCGUUUUACUCUGGAACGCAGAGCUGUGAGGAGCUUUUUUUUUUUCCCAAAGGUGGGACAGCCACUUCCUCCACCCGCCACAUGUCACGUGGGCCGUGGGAGCUGGAGAGACUGUCGGAACCGUUACUGUGAAUGAGCGCCUGGCUCCCAGGCCACCUGGCCCUGCGGGAGGGGAACGGCCACGUCUCAAUGUUAAGAUGUGUAAAAAAAGACAAAAAAAAAAACUCAAGUUUUUUAAAAGUGGGGGGAAAACACCCAAGCACUUUAACUCCACCGCACCAGGUGAAUCGAUACAGCUCAUUUUCCUUACACCAACUGUCAAUGCCGGAAUUUUGUAUUGUUUUGUAAGGAUUUAAUAAAAGUCAUAAAAACUUG